AUUUCAAUUAACACAUCUCUCACCUUAUACUAAAGUCAACACCGUUUGACAACAAAAAUGUCAGGUUCAGAACGUUGUGACUCAGUUUCACUAACUCGUUCUGAACUUCAAGGAAGAAGAAGGACAACGUUCUUUGUCAUUGUCCUUCUUCCUGUGGUUAUCGCUGCGGUUUUAUUCCGGCUCGACCCGUUUGAACCGGUUCUGUUACCAGAACACGAGAUAAGCCGGCCCAACUUGGUGGCUGGCACGCUGGCUCGCAACGACAACAUGCGACGAGGGUCUGAGGUUAUCGGAAAUGGACGCGUGGCGGGGCCGGAAGAUUUAGUUUACGACGUGGCGACGAACGUGGUUUACACGGGGUGUAGGGAUGGUUGGAUCAAGCGAGUCAAGUUGAGUGAUGACUCGGUGAGUGGCUCGGAAGUGGUGGAAGACUGGGUCAACACCGGUGGAAGACCACUUGGGGUAGCUUUGGAUCACGGCGGUGCACUCAUUGUUGGCGAUGCCAAUAAGGGGUUGUUGAGAAUUACAAAGGAUAAGAAGGUAGAGGUUCUUACCGAUGAGGUUGAUGGAUUGAAAUUCAAAUUAACGGAUGGUGUUGAUGUAGCAAAAGAUGGUACCAUUUAUUUCACAGAUGCUUCAUACAAAUACUCAUUAAAGGACCACUUCUUAGACUUGUUGGAGGGUAAGCCUCAUGGUAGAUUCAUGAGUUAUGAUCCAACAACCAAGAAAACAAAAGUGCUUCUCCAUAAUCUCUACUUCCCCAAUGGUGUUGCUGUCUCACCAGAUCAGCAAUUUGUCAUCUUCUGUGAAAGUGUUCUGAUGAAAUGCAAGAAAUAUUACAUAGAAGGCCCUAAGAAAGGAAGUGUUGAAAAAUUUUGUGAUAACCUACCUGGCUACCCUGAUAACAUUCAUUAUGAUGAACAAGGCCAAUAUUGGAUUGGUUUAGGCUCGGUUCUACCUCCAAUGAACCUCUCGAGCUUCCUACUCUUCCGCCUUCUCUAUCUCCCAAUGAUUCCAGACCACAUGAUGAUCCUGCUCCUGUUGUCAUACCUCCUCCCUUUAAUUGUUCUUCUAAGAUGAGUAAACAAGAUCGAGACUCGCUUUGAUGGUUCUAUUGACCAUUAUACAACACGAUUGGCUGCUCAAAGAUGUUCUCAAGAGUAUGGUGUUGAUUAUGAAGAGACUUUUGCUCUUGUUAUUCGUCUCACAUCUGUUCAGCUCUCUUGGCCAUUGCUACCGUCAAAAAAUGAUCUCUCAGUUAGAUGGAUGUGAAGAAUGCAUUUCUUAAUGAGAUUUGAAAAAGGUGUAUAUGAAACCAUUCCUGGAGUAUCCUUGUUCUCCUAGCAAAGUCUGUCUCCUUCGUAAGGCUCUUUAUGGUCUUAAGCAAGCUCCUCAUGAAUAGUUUGAAAAGUUCAGCACCAAUAUAUGCAAUCUCGAUUUCACGUGCAACUCUUAUGAGAAUGCUCUCUUUAUUUGUAAAAGUGAACGUGGAGUUGUUCUUUUACUCUUGUAUGUUGAUGACAUGAUCAUUACUGGAGAUGAUAUUGAUGGUA
Messenger RNA from Arachis duranensis, 1553 nucleotides. RefSeq names its product protein STRICTOSIDINE SYNTHASE-LIKE 7. Bases 58 to 1080 code for a protein of 340 amino acids. Lineage: Eukaryota; Viridiplantae; Streptophyta; Magnoliopsida; Fabales; Fabaceae. The record is from RefSeq and is a predicted model, not a curated record. The transcript has 5 exons. Gene Ontology annotation, molecular function: strictosidine synthase activity. Gene Ontology annotation, biological process: biosynthetic process.